AUGACAACGGCUGCUAAUUCUCUCUUGUCUGCCAACGAAAGGAAUGGAUAUUGUUGUCUCUCUUCUCCGUCGUUAUUUCGAUCGAUUCUUAAAAGUGCUUCUCGAGACGCUGGUCUCCAAACAUUUUUUUAUAUCCUAUUUCCACAUUUCUUUCUUCUCUUCACUUUUUUUUUUCUUCUCUUUUUUUUUUCUUCUCAUUUAUUCUUCUCUUUUUUCUUCUCUUUUUUUCUUCUCUUUUUUUUUUUCUUUUUUUUUCUCUUUUUUUUCUUCUCUUUUUUUCUUCUCUUUUUUCUUCUCUUUUUUUUCUCUUUUCUUUUUUUCUCUUCUCUUUUUUUCUCUUCUCUUUUUUUCUUCUCUUUUUUUCUCUUCUCUUUCAUUUUUUCUUUUUCUUUUCUUCUCGUCUCUUCUCUUUUUUUCUUCUCUUUUUUCUCUUCUCUUUUUUCUUCUCUUUUUUUCUCUUCUCUUUUUUUCUUCUCUUUUUUUCUCUUCUCUUUUUUUUCUUCUCUUUUUUCUUUUCUUUUUUCUUCUCUUUUUUUUCUUCUCUUUUUUUCUUCUCUUUUUUUCUUCUCUUUUUUUCUUCUCUUUUUUUCUCUUCUCUUUUUUCUUCUCUUUUUUUUCUCUUCUCUUUUUUUCUUCUCUUUUUUCUCUUCUCUUUCAUUUUUUCUUUUUCUUUUCUUCUCGUUUCUUCUCUUUUUUUCUCUUCUCUUUUUUUCUCUUCUCUUUUUUCUCUUUUUUUUUCUCUUCUCUUUUUUCUCUUUCUUUUUUUCUUCUCUUUUUUCUCUUUUUUUUUCUUCUCUUUUUUUCUCUUCUCUUUCAUUUUUUCUUUUUCUUUUCUUCUCGUCUCUUCUCUUUUUUCUUCUCGUCUCUUCUCUCUUUCUUUCUUUCUUUCUUUCUUCUACAUUCUCUUCCCUCCUUUCUUACCUCUCAAUUUUAACUGUUUAUUUAUAUAUUUUCACUUUCCUCUCUCCCCAAUUAUUUCUAUUCUUUCCUCCUCCUCUCUUUUCCAUUCUGUUUCCUCCUUUCUUCCGGCUGAUGUUCUACACCAUUUAG
This is a messenger RNA of Acanthosepion pharaonis, 1050 nucleotides long. The record is from the annotation of a GenBank genome assembly. NCBI's taxonomy places the organism in Eukaryota, Metazoa, Mollusca, Cephalopoda, Sepiida, Sepiidae.